Adineta steineri is the source of this 951-nucleotide messenger RNA. Lineage: Eukaryota; Metazoa; Rotifera; Eurotatoria; Adinetida; Adinetidae. The record is from the annotation of a GenBank genome assembly.
AUGCAUAGUAUUCUUGAUGUUGUAGGAGGUUUUUUGUUAUUUUUAAUUUGUAUUAAACGAAUUAGAUUAUGGAUUUACAUAAGAAGCUAUUUUGAGAAUUUAGCGAAUUCAUGGUCAUGUUAUAGAAUUGGUAGAUUACGUAUUAUUAAUUCAAGUAUUUAUGUCUUUGUAAGUGCAUCAAUAGGUGGAUUGAUUAUUUUUUCAUUGAUUGGAGAUAUUUCUGGUGUAUUAUUAAUCAAUUUAUCAUCUUUAUUUAUGGCAGCAGUGUGGGGUCAAUAUAUUGAAAGAUCAAGUGGAUUAUCUCGACCAUUUGGUUAUUUUGGUUUUAUCAUAGGUGGUAUAAUGGGAUCAUUGAUUGUUUCAUGGUUUUAUAGUAUUUCUCUUGUUCGAAUAUUAUCAGCAUAUGCAUUAGCAAGUCCUUGGAUACAAGGUGUUGGUCGUUUUCGAUGUAUUAUCCAUGGAUGUUGUCAUGGUAGAUCAACAAAUAAAUUUAUUGGAAUAUUAAUAACUAAUUCACAAUCACGAGUAUGUUCUUUAUCAAAAUUAAAAAAUGAAUAUAUUCAUAUAACACAAGGUUAUUCAAUAUUAUCGAAUCUAAUUAUCGGGAUGUUGUUAUGGAGACUUUGGUAUUCAACUAUUUCAUUAUAUGUGAUAAUUAGUCUUUAUUUUAUUUUAAUUGGACAAAGUCGAUUUAUUGAAGAAAGAUUUCGAGGUGAAAUUCAAACAAAAGUUUAUUGUAAACUAAAAAUGUAUCAAUGGUUGUCAAUUUUAUUUGUAUUAGUCGGUAUUUUUCUAAGUAUGAUUUCAUUUGAUAAUGACACAAUUCAUAUGAAUUUUCUUUGUAAAUAUGAAUAUUUGAUCCCUUCGAUAUUAUUUGGAUUUAUUGCAACAUUUGCAUUGGCAAUAGAUUUUCCUGAAUCAAAAAAGAGAUUUUCUCGAUUAUGUGAUUGA